AUGACCCAAUCAGACUCUGGAUCCCUGGGCUACACGCCUAUGGACACGUCAGACUCUGAAUCCCUGGAGUAUGCGCCCAUGAGCACAUCAGACUCUGAAUCCCUGGGCUACGCGCCCGGGAAGCCCAUAGAACUAAUCCUAAGACCAAAGCCCCAACCCACGAUUCCGCCCGCAUCUCCCCCGGACCCCCCCUUACCCCAGGCCAUGAGCACGUCAGACUCCGAACCCCCCCGCUCCAAGCCCAUUCGUCUAAAACUAACCCUAAAACCCAAACCCCCAAGUCCGCCCACAUGCCUCCUAAAUUCCCCAAUGUCUGAGGAUGAACAGGCACCCGAUUCCGCCAGGACCGCAUCAACCGCCGGCUCAACACCCCCGCCAUCACCCACGAAGCCCGUUCUCCGCAAAUGCCACAACCCGGAGGCUCUAGCAUCCGAGCUAUCCAAGUACCUCGUCGAUUACGGUAAGUACCCAAACGCCCCAAACGUCCACCCCCGCCCAGUCACCUACCCAAACCAGAAAGCAAAGGACGACUGGAGCGAGUUGCCAGACGCCGAUGACCGCGACACCUUCGAAGAAUGGGGCCGUAAUAUGUGGGCACCGGGCCGGGUAAGUUCCCUUGCCAUGUUCAGCACGUGGACGAAGCCGUACGAGAACGACGAGAACGGGGAGGAUCCGUGGCAUAUCUGGGCCGUAUUCGUUGUUGAAACGGCGAAGAAAGACGGCCAUGCGGUCGUCAUCUAUGACUGCGACCCUCGUAGGAUAAAGGGUCAAUGGAAGAACAAGAAAACGAUUCAUCGGCCGCCGAAGGGGAUUAUGUUCGACGUCCAGGCGGAGCUCGUCGACUACCUUCGUUACAAGCAAAACCUAAAAAUCAAGGGACUCUUCUACAACGCUGACCAGACACGAUCGGGCAAAAAUCAGUGCAUGAAAUACACCAUGCAGUGGAUGAGCAGAAUGGUGCAGGCCGGUGACGUGCGGUUCGCAGAGAUUGGUGGUAAGGGGAAAUGCGCCGAUCCUCGGGUCAAGAACUGCGUUCGCAUUACUCGUUUCCGAUAA
Aspergillus mulundensis is the source of this 1056-nucleotide messenger RNA. RefSeq lists its product as uncharacterized. Bases 1 to 1056 code for a protein of 351 amino acids. The record is from RefSeq and is a predicted model, not a curated record. The transcript has a single exon. NCBI's taxonomy places the organism in Eukaryota, Fungi, Ascomycota, Eurotiomycetes, Eurotiales, Aspergillaceae.